GUAGAGAAGAUCUGUCGCCUCCAAGCAGCCUGAACGGAUACAGCGCGGAUAGUUGCGAUGCGAAGAAGAAGAAAGGCCCGACUCCCCGACAGCAGGAAGAACUCUGCCUGGUUUGCGGGGACAGGGCGUCGGGAUACCACUACAACGCCCUCACAUGUGAGGGAUGCAAAGGCUUCUUUCGACGGAGCAUCACAAAAAAUGCAGUCUACCAAUGUAAAUACGGCAACAAUUGCGACAUCGAUAUGUACAUGCGACGGAAAUGCCAAGAGUGUCGGCUGAAGAAGUGUUUGACAGUGGGCAUGAGGCCCGAGUGUGUAGUUCCUGAAACCCAAUGUGCUGUGAAAAGAAAGGAGAAGAAAGCCUUGAAGGAUAAGGACAAGCCGAACAGUACGACCAAUGGGUCGCCCACUGGAGUGAUCAAAAUCGAGCCAGAGCUCUAUCUUUCACUUGGGGUCGAUUUGGAAGGAGGCGAAAAAUCGACCGGUGUCAAGCCAAUCUCCCCCGAACAGGAAGAGCUCAUACAUCGACUGGUUUACUUCCAAAAUGCUUACGAGCACCCAUCGGAAGAGGACGUGAAUAGGAUACUGAAACAACCCAUGGACGAUGAAGAUCAGCGUGAGGUCCGUUUCAGGCACAUAACGGAAAUAACGAUACUCACAGUGCAACUAAUCGUCGAAUUUGCUAAGCAAUUGCCUGGCUUCGAUAAACUUCUUCGUGAGGACCAAAUCGCUCUUUUAAAGGCGUGUUCGAGUGAGGUAAUGAUGUUCAGAAUGGCGCGACGGUACGACUAUCAAACGGACUCCAUUCUAUUCUCGAAUAACCAGCCAUACUCCAGAGAUAGUUACAAUCUGGCAGGAAUGGGCGAAACCAUCGAAGAUCUCCUACAUUUCUGUCGGACCAUGUAUUCAAUGAAAGUCGACAAUGCCGAAUACGCUUUACUCACUGCCAUUGUCAUUUUCUCCGAACGACCAUCACUUCUAGAGGGUUGGAAAGUGGAAAAGAUCCAAGAAAUAUACCUCGAAGCGUUGAAGGCGUAUGUGGACAAUAGAAGGAAACCACGGGCGCACGUAAUAUUCGCAAAACUCGUGUCGGUGUUAACUGAACUCAGGACUCUGGGCAACCAGAACUCAGAAAUGUGUUUCUCGUUGAAACUCAAGAACAGAACAUUGCCGCCGUUCCUCGCGGAGAUUUGGGACGUCGACGUGAAGACAUAGUGCAGAAAGGAGCACGAUAACGGGUGAACCCGCAUGGGUGGUGUGCUGGCUUGUCGCUAUCUUUGCUUCGGAGCGAUCAAGGCGCAUGUUGGAAUGAUGAUGAUGAGCUACAGAGAGCACGGAGCAAACAUAGAGAUAUUUACCUCACACCACCACCAGUUGGCUGUGAAAUAUUGUAAAGUUAUACUUUUUUUUAAAUACUACUGAUUAAUAGAGAGUUGGACGGCAUCUAGGCAAUACGUUGAGGAGAUAGAUUUAUUUAGGGCCGUUUCAACCACUAACUGUAAGCCUUGAGUUGAUUAGGUCAAGUGUUCAGGCUUCAAGUGUUGGUACGAACGGUAUUUAGGUUGAUUAAUUUAGCUCGAUUUUUCAUACUAAGAUUUAAACUAAUGUAGAUUUUAUAAGUCUUGUAAAACUCUAGAACUUUUGAUAAAAGUAACUUUUGGCGAUAUGCUUACAUACACAAAUUGGUAAGACUGGGACUGGGACUGAUACAAAAAAUGGUGCCUUCACGAAAUCACUACCACUCAGACUGAGGGCAGGUGCAAACAAUGGAACUAGAGAAAUUUCUUAAGACAUUGGCGAUUUGUUAGUAUGGAUUAGAACAGUGCAAUUUAGUUAAUUUUACUAGAUGGAAAGGAUGAAUUGUUUUUUACUAUUUCAUUGUUAAAUUCGGUACCCUACGAGCUUUGCACGGAACAAACAUCCCCUUCCAGGAGUAUAUUUGUGGGGUACUUUGUUAACUAAUUUAUGUAUGCACCAAUUUUCCGUUAAAAUUGAUGGAGAGGGAAACAAAUGGCAGAAUUACUUCCAAAACGACGCACGUUCGAAGCAGCCGUCCGAAACCACUAACCAUUUUUAAUAUAGAGACAGUGAAUAUGUGAAGUGAUUCCAGAGCGACAAAGACAGUACUAUUCUCCCCCGACAAGUGCCAUGAGAUUUGGGCAUAGUCAUACGUACAUAAUAUUUAACCCUACACAGACUAUCCUGCCUUUCAAAAAAACACUAUCAAUGUUUAAUCUCUUUGAAUGUGUAGCUGUCAGUCUACUCAUUUUUUAUACUGUAUAUUUUUCCGCAUAAGUAUUUCCGCUGCUAGUUUAUACAGAUAUUAGAUGCAUAUACAUAUUUUUCAUCGAUGUAAAUAAUACAUAUUUUCAUACCGAAUGAAAAUCAUAUGAGACAGAUGUGUAUUUUAAUUUUCAAUGGUUUGGGGGCAUUUCUGAACGUUAUUUUUUUGCUGUUGCUCGCCUCGAAUUUGCUUCUACCGCGCUAUAAACACAUUGAAAAUUACUGAGAAUGAAGUGGAAAUGAAUCAGUUUGCACCGAAAGUUGCUAGAGCUCGAAAAUUAAUAUGUUUCUCAACAAACUAAGUCGUAUAUUUCAUUUUGCUCAAAUGCAACUCUCAUUGACAAAAAUUAAAUUAUAAAAAAAACAGCAAAUUAAGGAAAUACAAAUACACUAUACAAGGUGUCCCGUGACUCGAUGGGCAUUGCUUAAGAGCCUUUUUUGGACAUAUUUAAGUCGAAAAUUACUUGGAAGAUGGAAUUUUAGCGAAAAGUUCAAAAGUGUGACGAAGCUAAGGGCAAAUAAAUUGUAAGAGAACAUGAAGAGUAAAUAUAAGAGUAGGUAUGCAAUGUUUUAUUACAACCACAAAGUUCCACUGCCUCACAGCUCAUUCUGGCGCUUUUUAAGAGUAUUUAAGAGUAUAUUUGUAUUGGCUCAAGCUGUCGCCAUCGAAUGACACAACACCCUGUAUAGCGUCCAAUUUACCAAAUCCAUCGACAUCAACUCUACAAGAUUUUGUUGUUGGUCUUGAACAAUUUCGACUUGAAUUGAAAAGUAAAUCGUUAGACUCUGGUUUAAAAAAGCAAAAAAAUAUAUUCAAACUAGUGCGAGCCCGAAACAAACAAAACUGCCACUAAAGCAAUACUCUCUCUUAAGUACGUAAUAUACUCGAACGCUUGAAAAAGUCAGAAAUGUUUCCCUAAGCCAAUCCAAAUGAUGUUCACUGACAUGGACAUCGUUUGGAUGUCUUGCACCAUCCAAUGCCUUAACAUGGGAAAAACACAUAUUGGUUUAUCUCAGGAGUCAACCCCCAACCUUCGCUAUUCAGGUAUAUAGUGUGUUGUUCAAAUAAAUGUCCGAAUAUUAUACAGAGAGGAUAUAUUUUCCGCAGUCGAGGAUAUAAAUAGCGUUUUGAGCAUGUACGAGUAGAUGUUUGUUGAAAAUUGAGAAGUAUAUAACAUGAAAAAUUUAAUAUAUUAUAGUAAAGGGUUUGAGGCAAGGAUAUGCUGUCAUAAAUACUGGAUAAUGCCUGGCUUAGAAGGGAUUAGGCAUUAUUUCUUUGCAUAAAUCCCUGAUAGACAUAGAGGAGACCUUUAAGCAGGUGUACAAAACAAUGAUGGUACAAAAAACUUCAGGAAGAAAUUGUUACAUUUUCAGCAAUCGGUUGACUCCGUUAGUUCUUUCACUGCCAAAUUUGGCUCUGUCUCAAUCAUCAUCCCAUUCUCAAAAUGACUCUUAUUGGUAGAUAAGAAAAUCCCACAAAACUCGACUCUCAGCUAAAUUACUUAAAUAUGAAGUUACUUAAUACUUAGAGACUGAAAUUUUUUCUUUAUGUGUAUAUUGGAAUUUUUAUUUAAUUAAAAUAUCGGAACUUCAUAGUUUAGGUAGGUGUGUAGGUAAAGUGUUUGUUAAAACUUGCUGAUCAGUAUGUGUGAGCGCAAACACAAGUCGAGCUUUUCCCGAACUGAUGUUGGUGGGAAGAGCUUUUUGUGAGAGAUUUUAAAAGACUGGAUUCUAGAUAUCAAUUAAUGUUUUAACGAAACGUCAGCAAGUGGGGUUGCUCUCUUUUUCUCGAAAUAUUCAUUCAAAAUCUUCAUACGAGCAAUGGAAUGAGUAUAUUUGGUCGGUUUUGUGGGAAACCAAUUUCUGAACGAAAUCCACGCAGUCCAUAUAACGACUAAGAUAAUUCGAUACUAGCUUCUUAGUAUCUCAACUUCGUACUAGAAUAGCAGUUAUUGCUUGUAAUAAUCAUCAGUGUUACAUAAUUUUGCAUUUUUCAUAAUUGACGAAGUCGUAAAUACAUUAAAACGAAUCAAAUUAAUUUUUCUUAUAUAAAAAACACCAUAUACUUAUUAUAAACACUGCCAAGCGUUUUUGGACUGCCAUCAUUUUUAAAUACCUAACCGUAGUUCCAUGUCGAUUGUAAAUGUGUGUCGUUUAAAUGUAAUAAAAAAAUCAUCGUGAAUUUACUCCUAAUAUUAAACAACUGCGUGGAUUUUCGUUAACUUAAUAUUAACAAGGAAACGACUGUAACUGUGUAUAUGUUAAACGUAAUUUUUUAUGUUUUCUAUUCGGUACUAUUGAUAUGAUCUGGUUGGAAGGCUUUACAUCACAUACAUGGUAUUGAAUGCCAAAUUGUAGGGCCUUGUAACAUCGAACAUAAAAUGUGUUAAUCGGAAUGAAAAAUGAGAACUUAGCGGGCAUCUCUCAAGCACUACCACUUUUUGUUACAUAUUUAUUUAUUAUGAUGUACUAAUUUUAGCUUUAUCGUUAAAAAAUCAUAACUCUAUACACAAUGUUUUCCUUCGAAAUCUUAUUUAGAAUAUGUAUGUACGAUAUGUAAAUAAUUUUUGAAAAUUACCAAUAAUUUACUUUUAUACGUUUCUUUAUCAGUUUUGCUUUUGUCUAAGCAGGUAGAAUGAUAGUUGAUUUACUCAUUGUUUUUUGAGAUAAUUGAAUACGAAAUUUGCUCAAAAUUACGUUGCCUUUUAUGUGCCAAACCUGCUGUACUUGCAUGCUAUGGGACACAUUUCUGUUGGAAAAUUUCUAUGGAAAGUUUGAAGAAUGUGAGGAAUCCAAUGCGGAAAACAUGCAUUGGUACUACGAUUCGUAACACUUUCUAGGGAUUAUUUAUUGUCACAAUCUGGAGAUGUUUCUUUAGUAAUUGUCUAGUGUUUAGGGCCUCCAGGAUUUCGAUAAUGAAAGCUUACUUGCGUUGUAGAUUAUCGUUGACCAACACUUUAUUAGUGGUGUUCCUCACGGAAAAACCUUUUUCAACAGUUAAUCGACAUUUCAGGACAUGGGAUAUUGUUGUUUGGCUUUAGUAAAACAGGGAAAAGUUCUGAACUUGUGUGCCUCAAAAAGUGGUUAAAAAAUGCAUUUCCAGAAGAAACACCACUAAGAACAACUUCUAGUAAAGGGAUAAUCUUCAGCGUAAGGGCGAUAUUCAUUAAGUAGUUAUGAUUAACUCCAGAAGAGUUCAAGAAACGUUUAUCUGAGAGUAUCGCCGGAAACCAGUAGCUUAAAGUUAAAAAAAGGAGCAUUUUUGGAAAACUGUAUUUACCAGUAGCUCUUCUUUCCAUAUUUACAUGGACCGUGUAGUGGAAAAAUCCGUAGUCACCUCAAAAUUCUAAGCACUGUUAUGUAAAGACACCCCGUUUGAGACCAAACGUCAGACGGUUUCAAAAAUCGCAUUUUCUCAGCAAAAAUCGCACUUUGAACAAGAAAAAUACCAUAAACCGAUAGAAUCAAACUUCCCAUUUGAGGAAAUCAACAGUUUUUGGCACAGAAUUUAAAAAAAUCAAAAAUUUUCGAAAAAUUGAUGGAUCGAUGUGUACACUCUUGCCCAACCGCGACUAAAGUGAGCAAAAACGUCAUGCGCGUUGACAGGCGUUUAAAGGCGCGUAAUUCGAAUUUUAUCAAGACUUGGAUGGUGUUUUAGGACUUCCUGUGUAAAGUGCCCCCAGAAAUGCGCUUUUUUCAUGUUCAUGUAAUGUUUAUUUUUUUUGUCAUUGAAAUGCGAAAAAAUACAUAACAUACAAAAAGACUGCAACUACACAGUGGUCGCAUGCCUGCAACUGAGUUUUUAAACGUAAUUUUGAUUUUGGAAUAUUCGACUUUUUAGUUAUUUUUCGUUAAGCUUUAGAUCCGGUGCAACUGUUCUAUCUGCUCAUUCAAAAGGAACCAUUCCUACAACAAGAAUUCUAGAUAAAAGCAUAGAUUAAUUAUUGGAAACGUGCAAUAUGUACAAAUUUAACUAAUUUUUUAUAUAUAUAACUAUGUUAGGACUGUAUAUUGAGAUAAUUAGUUGUGUUAACUUUUACACACAAAAAAUGCUGAUUGGCAGUAUUAUAAGCGUCAGUGAAACGUUGUUGGUUUUUUUAAGAAUACCGGAGAAUGGACAUGGAAGCUUUUCGGUCAGUCAUUCAAGUACUGUUUUAUAAAUAUUAUAGUUGAUUUACUGUACAGGAUGCCGAUAUGUUACGUUGUUUGUGACUGGCCGAAAGUCGCAAGUCCCAAUACAGUUGACCUGCAACAUACCUGGAAAAAACGAGAAUUGUAAGCAAUGAACUGUUUGAUGAUAUAUUUUGUGCAGUAAACCGUAAAUUAAUAGAA
Molecule: messenger RNA, 6614 nt
Organism: Dendroctonus ponderosae (mountain pine beetle)
Lineage: Eukaryota; Metazoa; Arthropoda; Insecta; Coleoptera; Curculionidae
Product: ecdysone receptor
Exons: 7
Biological process (GO): ecdysone receptor signaling pathway; positive regulation of transcription by RNA polymerase II; cell differentiation
Cellular component (GO): nucleus
Molecular function (GO): ecdysone binding; zinc ion binding; nuclear receptor activity
Source: RefSeq, a predicted model, not a curated record